GCGGCGGGUAGGCGUGUAAUAAUAAAUAGGCAUCAAAGUAUCAUAUGCACAACGAAGAAAAUGGGUAGCAGUGUGACGGAAUCCACGUCUUCGGAUGUGUUGGACUUGAACAACUUUGACGCGUACGGUCGUUGGAGCCCGUACGUGUUGACCAGCCCCCGGUCGCUGUUGGCGUGCCGAAAGGCCAGGAUAAAGCCAAAUGAGUUGUUGUACAAGAGCGCCGCGGACGUCGCCGGAGACUUAGGGGUUUCGAUCGAGCUGGCCUAUCCGGUGUACAAGGAACACGAGAAGAUCAGACAAGAAAAACUAGAAGCGUGUCGACAAGAGAGAAAUAAAUUUGUAAAUAGCGAUAUUAGUUUGAGUAUAAACGGGCGCAAGAAGAAAAAGAAGUCAUGCUCCAGAAAAGCCAUGGGGUUCUAUCGAAACAACAUCGCUUCCAAUAUGCGACGUACGAAGUCUAUACAGAACAAAUUGAACGAGGACCAGAAAACCGUAAAGUCCACCACGAGAAAACCUCAAAGGCGGUGUAGGAAGUCUAAAAGCGUUAGCGACCUCAUGAACUUGAAAGAGUUGUGCAAAAAAGUCGACAGAAUCGCGAUCAUGGAGCGAUACGAUCCGCCCGAUCACAAGACUGUUGACAAUCAUAAGCCAAUGAAGAAACGAACAAGACCGAACACUAAUAAUGCUUCCUCUCGGAGUUUGGUGGACGUUAGCGACUCUCAUAUACCGGACCAAGACAAAAAGAUUUUGGAGAGUAUGCGACGGAAACGCGACGAACAGCAACAGUGCGAAGCUCUUUCGCAACGGGUAAAUUUGUUUUGGGAACAGAUGCGCGAAGAAGAGAAACGAUUGACGGCGGAACAAAAACAGAAAUGGCAAGAUUUCAUGACGGCCAAGCGCAACGUCGAGAACGGGGUGAACCAAGUGCGGUUAGAGGAACUUCGCCAAGCAUUCGAGAAUAGCCAGAGACGGUUAGAAGAGCAGAUCCGGGUCAGAGACGAAAAAGUCUCUGAACUCAAGCGACAAAUUUUGGAACGCAAGGAGUUUGAAAAUUCAAUGAAACGGGACACGCAAGCCAGAAAACUCGAAAUGGUCAACGAUAACUUGUUUUGCGAACAAAUGAACACAUUAGCGCGCAAAAAAGAAUUGCACGACUUGAGUAGGCUGAAGCAGGAAAACGCCAAUGAAACUAGAAACCAAUCGCUUCAAAUGACACAAGAAAAAGUCAUGACGCUCAACAGAAUGGAACAGCUGAGGCACGCCAUGCAAUUGGAACGAAUGCAGGCGCGCCACGACAAUGCCAUUCGCCGCAAGUUCGAUGAGUGUCAAGCAAAAGAGCGUAGAGCUUUUCAGAAUCAUCUGGACAGAAUGGCCACUCGAAUGAGAGAGCUGGCCAACAAAAGUUUGCAGAGAGAGCAGCAUAUGGGUCAAGUGCACAGGGUGGCCAGAGAAUUGGAAGACGGUAUGCAAAGAUGGCAAGACCGUGUAAUGCUGAUGCAAUACGAACAACUGAGAAGAGCAAAAGAGAACGCAGCUUUGUAUACAGACAGCAAGAGACUCAGGGCCGAAAUAGAAAAUAAACGCAGAGCUUUAGAACAUUCUGCUAAAAUGCAAAGAUUAAAAGAGCUGGAACGUCAGCGUUUGUGUUCUAUUAAAAAAGAAAUCGAAGAUGAAGAAAAGAAAAUUAGCAGGAUAAAACAGAAAAAGAAUUGGGAAAUUCAAAUGAGCCGGAAGUUAGCGUCUAGUACAGCCGAGCUUCGAAACGAAAUUCGGCGCAGUACGGACACUUUCAAUUCACGGUCGUAACCAUUGUUGACUUUUUAUAGCUUAGGUAAAACGUUCCGUCGAUUUGUAUAUUUUAUUAUUUAGUCAUAUUAAGUAACAAAAAAAAAAUAUAGAAUUAUUAUGAUUUACACAAUCGCAAUGCUACACAUAGAGCGUUUACGGGUCAUGAGUGUUAUUGUUUGUUAUUAACAUAAAAUAUUUAUCUUAUAAUGUUAGAAAAAAAAAACGUUUACUAUUAUCAUACUUAUUGUUAUAUAACAUGAAAAAAAUGAGUGUAUUUAUUUAAAGUCAUUUAUGUUUGUACUCGAUACGAAAUCGAGAAAAGUAUUUAUCUUGAAAAAAUUGGGCUUUCUGGAACGCCGAAGGUACUAACAAUUCAUACGUUGGCAUUAUAUUUGCAAAGACCUCAAUGUCACUGUUAUUAUAUUAUUACAUGGUAUUAUAUGCAUUCGAUGGUUCUAGUGAAUUGGAAAAAAUUGGAGCAGACAAUAUUGUUAAAAGCGAAAACUAAUAUUAAUUUGGAACCAAUGAAGUUUUUAUCCGUUUUUAUACCUAUUUAUGAUAUUAAAAUCCAUACUUGUAAUGACGAAAUUUCUAGGUGUUGUAGUUGCUAAAAAAUAACAAGUUAACUAGGGUUAAGUACUUGGGUUUAAUUAUUGAUUGCAAUUUGCGCUAAGACAUAAACAUACCGAGCCUUUGAGUAAUGCAUUUAAGAUCUUUCACAGAACGUUUAACAUAAGUCCUUGGUACACAAAAAAAGAUAUCAGUAAACUAACU
Adelges cooleyi (spruce gall adelgid) is the source of this 2562-nucleotide messenger RNA. Its product is annotated as coiled-coil domain-containing protein 177-like. Lineage: Eukaryota; Metazoa; Arthropoda; Insecta; Hemiptera; Adelgidae. The transcript has 10 exons. The record is from RefSeq and is a predicted model, not a curated record. Bases 61 to 1806 code for a protein of 581 amino acids.